Messenger RNA from Pyrenophora tritici-repentis Pt-1C-BFP, 801 nucleotides. Lineage: Eukaryota; Fungi; Ascomycota; Dothideomycetes; Pleosporales; Pleosporaceae. The record is from RefSeq and is a predicted model, not a curated record.
AUGUUCAAUACCCCAUUCCCCCACGACCCCUUCCGCCGUCUCCCCAUCUCCACCCCCUUCUCCUACGCAAACUACUUCAUGCCCCAACCCCAUCUGCCUUCUCCGCCUCCCCACCGGCGCAGCCACCGCUACCGUCCUCAUCGCCCCUCCUUCUACACAGACGCAGACUCCCACCCCUCAGACCAAGACGACACGCAAGAGGGCCCAUACUACAUGGAUCACACCAUGCCCUCCGAUAGCCCCUUCCCAGACCGCCCUACGCAUAGACGCCGCCGCCAAUGGACCCCAGACACUACAGCCACGCCUACGCCCCCAGAUCUUGAUAUGGACUCCGAGUUCCGCCGUACGAGUAUCAGACUGCCUCGCAAAGCUGCGGAGAAACUAGAGAGAGACACAAUCCUCAUCUUGCCGUCUACACUAACUCGUUUACGCGUGUACAUCCGCUCUCCAUACAGCGGUGGUGGCAGCGGUACGACAGACGCGCUACAUGUAGUUGUUGCAGGCGAUAUGCGGUUUCGCGAUGUAUUGAGGCAGCUUAUUGGGACAAGGGCGCGGGGACAAGCGGAAACGCGUGCGUUCGUGAGGAUAAAGGGGGCGUGGGUUGAGCCUGGGGUGGCGAGAGUGAGUGAGGUUGUGGAGCAGGGGAGGUGGGUGGUUGAUGAAAGGGGAGAAGUGGAGGUUAAGAUUGAAGUUGGUGGUGUUGAGAAGGAGGGGAGGGAGAGUGGGAAGAGGGGUAUCAAAGCUUGGGAAAGGGAGACGGGGAGGGCAUGGGAGACUAGUCGCUGUUCAGCGUCGAGAUAG